Epinephelus lanceolatus (giant grouper) is the source of this 2327-nucleotide messenger RNA. Its product is annotated as adhesion G-protein coupled receptor G1-like. Gene Ontology annotation, biological process: cell surface receptor signaling pathway; adenylate cyclase-activating G protein-coupled receptor signaling pathway. Gene Ontology annotation, cellular component: plasma membrane. Gene Ontology annotation, molecular function: G protein-coupled receptor activity. Lineage: Eukaryota; Metazoa; Chordata; Actinopteri; Perciformes; Serranidae. The record is from RefSeq and is a predicted model, not a curated record.
GUGAUAACAAGGUAUUUUUAAAGUGAGACAACGGAUUUGGCUUUAAAAGAUUUCGGGAUAAAAGUCAUACUGAGCUGUUACCAAUGGAGCCUCGGCUGACAGAUAACCUGAGGGUUGUGUUCAUCUUGAUCAUCCUCCUCUCUACAGGUUUCAGUGAAAACGACCUUGACUGGAAUUUUUGUGGCACCUGGCGCCAUGGCAAGGGCCCCCUGAGCUUGAAUGUCAACCUCUCCACAGGCUGUAGUGGGAUCUCAAUCUCAGCUAAUCAGAGCUCUCUGUCCAUCGAUGGGCAGAUCACAGCCCAGUGUCGGCGGUCUGAAGUGAUUCUCGUCAAGGAGCUUGGACUUGAAUCAGAGGAGGAAAAUCAAUUCUGUCUGUAUUGGGAGCCGUUGCUGGACCAGCUGAUGCUGCAGGUUGGAGGAAAGAACCUUUAUCUGUGCUGGCCGACCAGCCUGCAGGGCUCCUGCUGCACUGAUCUCACUGAUGGUGGUUACAGCACACCUGGAGCAGCCUAUGGCCUCAUGAAUGUAAUGGUCAAAGCUGAUUACAUCACUGACAAAAUAAGAACAGCCUAUAUGUUCAGUGGAUAUUCCAUCAACUGCAAGGCAUUAUGUGAUCAAGAGAGCCAGGGAUCAUCCCAAGUCAACAUGACUAAGGAGACUGCGGGGAUGGCCUGGGCUGGAGGGACUAUGCACAGUCUCUGCGCUCACAGCUCUGAGGUGGAAAUGAAAGAGGAUUUCAGAGGCUACAGUAUCACAUCACCUGCCUCUAAAGGUGCAUCUACAGAGUCCACUACCACUGUCUAUAUCCCCCAUGCUCUGAAACAAGCUUCAAAAAAGACCAGCAAAGUCAUCUGCACUUUCUUCAAAAACAAAUUCUUGUGCCCGAAGGGUCACAGGAUUCUUGUGGAUGUGGUGGGAAUCACUGCAGAGAACAAGGUCAUCACUGAUCUGUCUGAGCCAAUUAGGAUUGUCUUUCACCACAAUGUGAUACCUAAGAUAUAUUCCAGGAAAUGUGUUUCUUGGGACACCGGGAAAGCUCCGUCGCAGGUCACUUGGUUGGUGGAUGGAUGCAAGACCCAACAGAAAGGAGCAAAUCAAACCGAGUGCCUCUGUAACCAUCUGGGUUACUUCACUGUAUUUGGGCAAAUGAAGCCUCGCCCAGUGCGCCCCCUCCUGGCCCAGACCAUCAUUACAUCUCUGGGCUGUGCCAUGUCUGUGAUCAGUUGUGUCACAUUCAUCAUUUUUCUCUGCAGAAAGAGGCGAUCUAGGGAGCAGUCCAUAUCUAUCCAUCUGGGCUUGGCUGUGUCUCUCGCCUUCCUCAAUCUGCUCUUCUUCUUUACUGGGGAUGUGGCCAACAUGGGGGAGAGUGCGUGCACCUGGGUGGGGGCAGGUCUCCACUACACCCUACUCAGCUCCUUCACCUGGAUGGGAAUAGAAGUUUUCCACACAUUCCGCUUGAUCUACGUGGGUUUCAGCCCCUCCCAUAAGCCCUACAUAGAGAACCUGGUCGGCUUUGGUCUCCCUGUUGCUCCUAUAAUCAUCCUGGCUAGAGUCGGUGACAUUUAUGGAGUCAAAGAGGUUGGGCCAAACGAAGAUGCCUCCAAUCUGUAUCUGAUGUGCUGGAUGAAACAGACCCACAAGGGCUUGCUGGCCCACUGUUUCACCAAUCUGACAAUCCUGGCCAUCCUGGUGUUCUCGGGAAUCGUGAUGCUCUUCCUGGUCAACAGGGAGAUCCGCACCAGGGAUGAAUGGAGGCAGAACCGUUCGGCUUUUCUCAGCUUGUGGGGCCUCAUAUGCCUUUUUGGGACAACUUGGGGUCUGACAUUCCUGGACUUUGGCCCUGUUUUCUUCCAUUCCUGCAUCUUCAACUCUUUUCAAGGUUUCACCCUGAUGCUGCGGCUCUAUAUGCUGGACUGGAUGCAGGAAGAGACUGAUGGCUCUGCUCUCGACAGCACCAGUACUGGGUCUACCAGGCAACACAUGCUACAUGCCCAGGAGAUGAGUUAGUAGACUUAAAAAAAGGUGUGACACAUAACACAGAGGAAAAAUCAAAGCUGCAGCAGUCAAGCUUUUUCUUUUUCUUUUUUUUUGCAUUUCUGUUUUUUUUUAAUGGAGAGAGACAGGAAAGGCAAGGGAGAUACAGGAGAUGAUGUGCAACAAAGGGCCUGGGUCGGAGUGGAACCUGUGUCGCUAGGUUAAGUACUCAGCCUUAAUGGUACGCACUCUACCCGGUGACCUAUCAGGGCACCCGCAGCCAAGCUUUUUAUGUAAAAAUACAGUCUUCUUAAGUAAAUUACAAAAUAAAGAAGAACAUUUCACCACUGA